Molecule: messenger RNA, 512 nt
Organism: Numida meleagris (helmeted guineafowl)
Lineage: Eukaryota; Metazoa; Chordata; Aves; Galliformes; Numididae
Gene: TMEM101
Product: transmembrane protein 101
Exons: 4
Coding region: 60-512 (150 amino acids)
Biological process (GO): positive regulation of canonical NF-kappaB signal transduction
Source: RefSeq, a predicted model, not a curated record
UCAGUGCUCAAGGCCUUCCGGCUCGUCCGCUAGGCCUUCCGGUUUCAGGCCUCCCCGAAAUGGCGGCGGGGCGCGGGUGGAGGCGGCGGGCGCUGCGGCUGCUGACAGCGGGCGGCGGGGUGCUGCUGACCCGCUUCCCCUUCUGGCACUGCUUCAGCGGGCUGCUGCUGUGCGCCGAGCGGGCCGACGGGCGGCGGAAGCCUGACAUCCCGGUGCCGUACCUGUACGUGGACAUGGGGGUGGCCGUGCUGUGUGCCAGCUUCAUGUCCUUCGGGGUGAAGCGCCGCUGGUUCGCCCUGGGGGCCGCCCUGCAGCUCGCUGUGGCCACCUACGCCGCCCACGUCGGCGGCCACGUGCACUACGGCGACUGGCUGAAGGUGCGGAUGUACUCGCGGACCAUCGCCAUCAUCGGCGCGGAAGGAGGAAUCCUCCUGCUCUGUCGGGUGCUGCCUCGCGGGGAGCUCAGUGUGCGCUGCCGGGGGGCGUCCCCCUCCUCGAGGUGGGGAAACUGA